Molecule: messenger RNA, 3463 nt
Organism: Anopheles maculipalpis
Lineage: Eukaryota; Metazoa; Arthropoda; Insecta; Diptera; Culicidae
Exons: 3
Coding region: 1-3456 (1151 amino acids)
Molecular function (GO): ubiquitin binding
Source: RefSeq, a predicted model, not a curated record
AUGAAUAGGGACGAAAUUUUAGCGCACCUUACCGAGGUGUUUGGUGAUCACAUCGAAUCGAAACGAAUUGCAGCAACGGUCGAGCUGUACGACGAUUUAAAUGCAUGUGUCGAGGCGCUACUAAAGGACGAAGAACAAAUUGCCUCGUCCUUUCCAGAUCUGGCCAGCACUGCCGACAAACUGCCCCUACCGUUUCCAAUCGACGCUGCCAACGAUCGGGCCGUUGCUGGACCGGAUCGUUCGACAGGCGCCACCCGGAAGCUAGUAAACACUGCCAAAAGCGACACCACAACAGAUAUGACUUCCAGCUUCGCUUCGCUGCUACAGAAAGGAAGCUUUCCGAUACAGUUCCAACAGCCACAAACACCCGGCAACAGCAGCAAUAGUCAUCGACCCAAGGGCCACGGGAAGCAUAAAUCCACCGAGCAGCAACCGGCCAAUUUUCAAACCAUCCUCGACAUGGUGGCUCAAGGUUAUCGCGUUAUGGUGCUGAUGCGUGGAGCACCGGGCAGUGGCAAAUCUACCCUAUCGCGUACGCUUAUCGACCACACUUCGGGGGGUGAUUAUCGUAAUCACAUUUUUAGCGCCGAUGAUUACUUCAUGCUGAACGGUGUGUACAAAUACCAACCCGAUGGGCUAGAAGCUGCGCAUCGCUUCAAUCAGCAAAACGUGCUCUCGAAGGCACGUGACGGUUGGAGCCCGAUCGUGGUGGACAAUACGAACAUACGGCUGUGGGAGAUGUAUCCGUACGUGCAGAUCGCGGCCGACCAUGGAUACUUUCUCGAUGUGCUUGAACCGGCGACACACUGGCGCAACAAUAGUCGGAGUCUUGCGAUACGCAACACGCACGGUGUGCCCGAGCCGAAGAUUCGGAACAUGUUGCAAAACUUUGAGAAGCUGACGAAUGUGCAGGAGCUGUAUCGGUUGUGUAAGCUCGAGCACGCUCUUUACAUUCCAUACAAAAUGCGCCACUAUCCGAUCCUGCCGAACGAUUUGAUGGUCCUGGACAAUGCGAAACCGACGGAAGCAAUCUCGAAGGCUAUACCGCAUCAGGCCACUACCAAAUGGGCCGAACCAUGGGCAGACAUGACCAAAGCCACGCAAGACAAUUUUAAACAAAUCCCUAACGGACCAAUUACCGACCUAGCCUCUUUACCGCCACCGAAACCACCGCGCGAUCCGCAGAAACUAAGCACACCGGUUAAAGGGGCCACAGCUCGAUAUAAAUCGACGAUUGACGAAGAGAGCGAACUCGGUGCGACCGGUGGAAAAUGCAAACAAUUUGACGAAGAUGAUUUUUCCUGGGACUUUGCCGACGAUUGGCGUAAAUCGGACACCAACUGGAAUCCGUACGACACGGAAAGCAAUCAGUUCUGGGGCCAAACAGCAGCGGCCGCGUUCGAGGAAAAGCAAAAGAAAAAACCCCAAACGUUGGAUGUUUUAGCGCUGGAAGCCCAACCACAGCGACCAACUAACCCGAACCACGAACCGAUUGCCGAAUUUCUUCUUUCGAGCGUCAAGGAACCGACCAAGCUGCCGAGCAAAAUUCCCGAGCAAGCCACACAAAAGUCACCUCCUCUACUGCAACCGACCACCAAGGAGAAGCAAUCGAAAAAGAGCGAUAUGAAACGGAUCGCGCUUACGAAACACAAACGUGGCUGUCCGAAUGAAAAUACGGCCUUUUCGGAAAUUUGUAACCUCUACCCGAAGGUGCCGGAACCGUACCUGUGGGAUCUGUUCGAGAAGUGCAGUGGCGAUGGUGAUUGGGUUGCGGACAUACUGCUCGAGGAACAAAAGUUGGAAAACUUUGAAAAUGCUCUCGAGCAACAGCAUAGUCGUGAAGGAACCGAAGGUACGACGGUUGAUGCGCUAACCGACACGACGUUCCGGUGGAAUCUGCUCGACUGUAACUGUAACGAGCAGAUAGCAAAGACCGUUUCGACGACUGCUCCACCAACAUUGCCAUCGGCUCUACCCAAAGUGGACACCGAAACAGACCAAGGCCUUGCAUCGGCAAACUGUAUGUCAACCGGCUCAUCAGGCCAUCAGUCACCGCGGGAAACGACGCGUCGUGGUCAGGGACAACGAGAAACGGUACAAGCAAUCAAGCGUGAAAUUGAGGCUCGUUUCGUCCUAGGGAAUGAACACUUUUCCGAACCGAUACGAAAAUUGCGUCUUGCUAGACGAAUCGUCACAGCUGCUGAUGAAUCUCCCCCCGGUGAGAUGCUUGAUUUGGAAGCAUCCGAAAAGGCAGCCGAUAGUGAGGUAGUAGAGCUGCAGCUCGGCGUAGAACUAGUCCAGCAACUGCACACCAUCUUCAAAGACAAACAUUGCACCGAUUCACUCGAACUGGACGACCUACAGUCCGACCGAACCCGUGUAUUUAUGGCCACGGAAAUGGCUGAACAGAUGUACCUUCUUUUCCUCGAUUCGCUCUACAGCUACACCGAGGAGCAGAAACUGCACAGCUUACGAGAAGACGCUCGUAUGGCGCAACUAAUGCAGACGGAGGAAAAAUAUCCCGCACUGUUCAAACCACCCAAUCCGUCCGGUGUUCCCAACCUCAAAGACAUCAUCGAAAUGGAGCAAGCACUCGCCGCCUAUCAGAAGGAAACAAACGCCACCUGGCAGCAAGACGGGCCACCCGAUCUUGCCCAACAAAUGUCCCAACAAAAGCUUAAAGAAAUGUUCCCACACGUAAAUGGUGAGGAUUUGGUACAGAUACUGGCCGCACAUAACAAUCGCUUCGAUGAAACGGUACAGGUGCUGAAUGCCUCCAUUCCCGACACCUUCCGACAGCAGAUGCUCGAAAAGGAAGAACUGCUAAAACAGCGGGCAGAGAACGAAAAGCAAAAGCUGCUCGAUCUCUUCAGCUCACCCGCCUUCGCAUCGCCGUCACCAACCGGAUCGAGCCUGUCCGGUGAACAAGCGAUAAACUUCCAUCUGAUCAAGGCGGAAGAGUGUCGCAAUCUGGCACAGCAUCAUCUCGACCUAAAGAACGAAUGUCACCAAAGGGCACGGCAAGCGAUACAGCGCAAUGUGCCUGGGCUGGCCGACUACUAUUCGCAGAUUGCGCGCCUACACCGGACCAAGAUCGACAUGUACAACAGCAGGGCAUCGAACUGUAUUAUGGAGGUGCACAAGCUGAAGCUGAACAAUGACGCUGUACUGGAUCUACACUAUCUCCACUCGCAGGAAGCGUUACGCUGCCUGGAACUGUUCCUGGCCGAACAUGCCUCGAAGCUGCUCAACUCACAACAGCGCUUCAAGACGCUGUACAUCAUCACCGGCCGUGGGUUACAUUCGGCCGAUGGCAAGCCGAUCAUCAAACAGCGCGUGAAAGCGUUACUUCGAGAAAAGAACAUAAGAUACACCGAACUGAAUCCAGGAUUUCUGAAGAUCAAGCUCUACAAUCGGGACGAUCUGGAGCAGCUGAUGAUGAUGGAGGAAUCCUAACGAGAGC